Pestalotiopsis fici W106-1 is the source of this 1602-nucleotide messenger RNA. RefSeq lists its product as uncharacterized. The coding region runs from base 1 to 1602 and encodes 533 amino acids. The record is from RefSeq and is a predicted model, not a curated record. The transcript has 2 exons. NCBI's taxonomy places the organism in Eukaryota, Fungi, Ascomycota, Sordariomycetes, Amphisphaeriales, Sporocadaceae.
AUGUUGGUCAACCAGACGCCCGUCAACUAUGCUCUUGUUGUAGCCACCAAGUAUGGCGCUGGAUACGUCGGCUUAGCAUGUUUUCUAUACUUCCUCUCUGCAUUAUUUAUUGGCGGCGUACGGGCUAUAUCGCUUCCAUUCUCAAUACUAGUCGAGAGCUAUGGAGCCAUUGAGAUUCUGUGGUAUCUCCUCUGGUUUCUGCCCUUUAAAGCCCGGGUACAGAAACCAGGUCGGCCUAUGGUGAUGACCACACGACCUCAACGCAAGGCUUUGUUUGAGGUAUCUUUGGACCAAGUAUCCGAUGCGCGAUUAUUCAUUCGGAAAUGGUUGGGCAAUGCGCAUUUAGACGAAAUCUAUCGGGAUGAUAUCAAAGAUUGGUUGCUAUCAUACCUAUGGGCGACAGAUACAGAUGUGGGCGUUGAUGCAGACGAGCUGGAGGAAUACAUUGAGCUCAUUGAACAGAAAGCCAACUUGACACUGCUUCGAGGUCGCGCAGGCGCAAAACCAAUCCGGCUUCACUUGGACCCAGUCCAAGUUUCGCACAGGUCGAUAUUCUUCUACAUUGUCAUAGGCGUGGUGGAUAUUAUCACGGUGGCACGUCUCAUGAUGAAGGGCUUCAACUUUUACGCACAACCACGAUCGUCCUUCUUCAGAGUCUUUCCCUUACGGCUAAUGACAUUAUUCGCGGCUAGGAGGUCAGCCUCGCCGCACUUUAGCUAUUUCUACAGGCCACACACGUCCAAGACACAUCGACCUAUGGUCUUCUUCCAUGGCGUCGGCCUGGGCCUGUCGCCUUAUGUCGCCUGGCUCGACACCAUCCCCAAGGAUAUUGGUAUCCUUGCGCUCGAGAUGCUACCGGUAUCGAUGCGCAUCUGCCCCGAAGCCGUGGCGCCAGCAGACUUUCAAAAAGCCAUGACGGAGAUUCUAUCGCAGCAGGGCAUUGACGACUUUGUCCUUGUUGGCGACUCGUACGGCACGUUGCUGGCACGGCCACUGCUGGACGAUCCGGCCCUCGCGGCCAAGGUCGACUCGCUGGUGCUGUGUGAUCCCGUGGCGCUGCUAGCCCAUCUCCCAGACGCAGUCUACAACCUGACGCGGCGGACGCCCCAGACUGCGCCCGAACUCCAGGCGCGCGCGCUCGCCGCUCUGGAUCCGGGGGUCGCCCAUACUCUGGCGCGCCGGAUGCACUGGCCCGAACACACCCUCUUGCGCGAGAACCUCGUGGGGCGCCGGACGACGGCCGUGGUCGCGGGGCGCGACUGCAUCAUCAACGCCAAUGCCGUGGCGGGUUACGUCUACUAUAGCGACGCGGGCUACAUUACGUCGGCGGACGCGGAGGAGUUGCGCAAGACGCCUGAGCUGUGGACCGGCCGGGCCGAGCUCGAGCUCAUCUACUUGCACGACAGGGGUCACGGGCAGUGCAUGCGAGCUCCGGCCGAGAUGAGGAGAGUCACCAAUGUGGUUGAGAUGUACGCCAGGCUGGAUCUGGAUACGAACGAGGAACUCGGAGAGAAGACCGAAGCAGGACAAGAACAGGACACGGCGGAAGUAGGCACAGUAGCUUCGAGGUCCAGUCAGGUGUCUGCUGCCAACUUUGUCUAG